Onychostruthus taczanowskii (white-rumped snowfinch) is the source of this 589-nucleotide messenger RNA. It is a transcript of the gene ATP5PF, whose product is annotated as ATP synthase peripheral stalk subunit F6. The coding region runs from base 172 to 495 and encodes 107 amino acids. The transcript has 4 exons. The record is from RefSeq and is a predicted model, not a curated record. Lineage: Eukaryota; Metazoa; Chordata; Aves; Passeriformes; Passeridae. Gene Ontology annotation, biological process: proton motive force-driven ATP synthesis. Gene Ontology annotation, molecular function: proton transmembrane transporter activity.
GGAGCCGCGGGGGGUGAGGGGUGGUGGUUCCCGGCGCGCACUGCGAGGGCGGCGGGGCAGAGCGGAGGCAGUGGUUCGGUCAAGGUGACUCUGGGGUUGAAGCUGUCACCUUUUUUCUUGCUUAAACAACGCGGAGAGCGGAAUUCACGUGAUUAAAGUAGUAGUGCCAUCAUGAUCCUGCGACAGAUCUUGCGGCUUUCCUCCCUUUUCCACUCUGCUGUGUCCAUUCACCUGCGCAGGAACAUUGGGCUCUCUGCGAUUGUCUUCAACAAGGCAAAAGAACUCGACCCGGUCCAGAAGCUCUUCUUGGACAAGAUCAGAGAGUACAACACCAAGAGCAAGCAAGCUGGAGGGCCUGUUGAUGCAGGACCUGAGUUUCAAAAAGAUAUGAAUGAAUCCCUUGCGAGACUUCAACGCGCGUAUGGUGAGGGAGAUCUCACCAAGUUUCCGGAAUUUAAAUUUGAGGAGCCCAAGUUUGAGGAGACUCCAAAGUGAUUCGGCAGCUUUUACACCAAACAGCAAUGUACAGCCAUGGAGUUGCUGAACAUGGCACCAGUUGUAAUUUAAUAAAUGUAAUGCUUCAGUUUGA